Molecule: messenger RNA, 2901 nt
Organism: Momordica charantia (bitter melon)
Lineage: Eukaryota; Viridiplantae; Streptophyta; Magnoliopsida; Cucurbitales; Cucurbitaceae
Source: RefSeq, a predicted model, not a curated record
UUAUGAAUCUCCGGUCAUUCCAUAUUUCCGUCUGCGUCUUGGUUCUUCUUAUCUUAGGGUUUUCGGGUAAUGUCAUUGUAUCAGUCGACGUCUCUGUUUUUGGUGGAGGCAUUUUCUGUCUGCACAUUUUUCUUUCUGUGUCUUGUACGAUUUGUUAGAGUGGGGGUAAUCUAUAUUACAGUUUUGGCAUUUUUUUGGAGUUCUGGUUUCGUUUUACAGUUUAUACUGUCUUCUUCUGGUGGUGCAUUAUGCUUCUGUGAACGCGUUUGGUUAUACAGAAAGUUGAGGGAAGUAAGAAAUAUUAUGUUGUCUGGGAAGGAGGGAUAUUCGAUUUUGGACCCAACUAUUCUGGGCCUUUCUUACAGUUCUUUGUUCCAAUCCUUUGUGUACCUUCUUCCAUUAGGAGCCUCUUCUUUUUCCUCUCUUUGGAAGGUGAAGGUCCCAAGAAGGCCAAAUUCUUUGGGUGGCGGGUUUGCAUGGGAGAGUGAACACCUUAGAUCAUAUUAGGAGGGAAUCAUUCUUCAUGUUUUCAAUGGAGCUCUUUGUGUAAACGGGCGUUAGAGGAUCUUGAUCACAUCCUUCAAAGUUGCGAUUGUGCUAUGACUCUUUAAAAUUGUCUGUUGGGGUCACUUGGAGCCUGUUGGGUGCAGAAUAGAGAUUGUUGUUCUAUGAUGGAGGAGAUUCUUUUGAAUCCUCCCUUUUGAGAGAAGGACAAAGUCCUUUUGCAGACUUGUUUUUUGCUAUGUUCUGGAGUAGAACGAUAGAAUUUUUAGAGGGAUAGAGAGAUAUGAAGAAGGGUAUGGGAUGUUGUUAGAUCAAGUUCCUCUUUGUGGACAUCCGUUUCUAUGCUUUUUGUAAUUAUCAGCUAGGUAUUAUUCUUUGGACUAGAGUCCGUUUAUGCAUUAUUAGGGCUUGGACUCCUUUUAUAGGGCUAUUUUUUCUCUUGUAGAACAAAAGUUUGGUUUUUCAAGAAUAAAAAAUAAAAAAUAAAAAAUCAAGGCUAUUUUGGAAUAUGAAUGAUAUAAUUGGGUUUUUGAAUUUUAAGGUAUUCUUGGUGAUCGAAAAGAUAUGUAGGAAGUUAACAAGGCUCCCAAGCGUCAUUUGAAGAGAAUCGACCUUUCACUUGUUUAUCGAGGAAUUGUGUUUUCAUUUCACUAAUAUAAUUUGGCUGUAUCAUUAUGUCAGCUGUAGAUGUCUUCUAUAAUGUUGAAGCUUAUGGGGUUGGUGCGGCUUUGGAUUUACACUUUCGUAUAUUCGCCAUCGGAAAGCAUAAAAUUUUAGUUAAAUUGCACAUUUGUUUUUUCAUCCAACUUUAUGCUUGUUCAUUGAGCACUUGGCUAUGGUCUCGGCUAGCGAACAUCAAGGCAGGCAUUACAAAGAGCGGGUCUGUAUGGACAGGGAAAAUUGCACGACACCUGAUGCAGGUGAGGUAAUCGAGGAUUUGAAAUUUUCACAAAAUGAAACAUUCGAUUAUGACUUUAGAGGGUCCGAAGUAAAGAAGUGGCCUGGAUGGCCUGGGGAGAAUGUAUUCAGGAUGUUGGUUCCCAUACAAAAGGUUGGCAGUAUCAUAGGUCGCAAGGGAGAGUACAUUAAAAAAAUCAAUGAGGAGACUAGAGCUCGCAUCAAAAUUCUUAAUGGUCCUCCCGGGACAUUAGUUAGAGCAGUCAUAGUGUCGGCCAAAGAAGAUCUAGAAUUGCCAGUUUCUCCUGCAAUGGAUGCUUUACUGAGAGUUCACCAAAAGGUGGUUGACAUAGAUAACAAUUAUUCUCAAGCUACAUCAAAUGCAGGGGGCAAGGUUAUCACAAGGCUUCUUGUUGCACAUGCACAGGGAGCAAUCUUAAUUGGGAAGCAGGGUUCCACUGUAAAAUCCAUCCAAGAUGCUUCAAAUUGUUCCAUAAGAGUUCUUGGAGCAGAACACCUCCCGUCUUUUGCUCUGCAAGAUGACAGUAUUGUUGAGAUACAGGGGGAAUCUGCUGCCGUUCAUAAAGCAGUUGAAUUAAUUACUAGUCAUCUACGGAAGUUUCUAGUUGACCACAGUAUAGUUAGUGUUUUUGAAACGCAAAUGCAGAUGCUACAAUCUAAGCAGAACAUCUUCCCACAGACCAAGGACCUGUGUCCUGUCUGGCUUCCAACUUAUAAUGAUUUUAUACCUGGCUUUGAACCUCAUACUCAGUACGACCAGGGUCCAGAUCAGUAUUGGAAGUACAUAUCACCACCUGAUUUGUGCCUGGACAAGCAGUCUCAUCAGGGUCCUGUAUUUGGGAGGGACGCUGGAGUUCAUUUUACCAGUUUGCAACCACGACAAUCAUUAGUCACAAAGGUUGAACUCUGCAUGCAAAUUCCACUUUCAUACGCAGAUUCUGUUAUUGGGAUGUCCGGUGUAAAUAUAAGCUACAUACGUCGGACCAGUGGGGCAUCUGUUGCAAUCCAAGAAACAAAAGGUGUUCCUGGGGAGAUGACCAUUGAAAUAACUGGAACUCCUUUACAAGUACAAGCAGCUCAACAGUUGAUACAGAACUCCAUUGCUAAUGCUGCUAUCUACGUACCAGAACCAAUAACCAGAUUAAUCCACGAGGGUCAUAAUGUUUAUCCAGCUUAAGUCUCUGUUUAUGCAUUGCCUCCCAAGUCCUAAUGUUGCUGGUCGUGCUCUGCUCGCUAACCUGCUGGUGCUGGCUUCGUUUCGCUUCGCUUUUUGCCACCAAAUCCUCAGCGCAAAUGCAAGAUUAGUUCUUUUCUUGGAUCAUCAUAUUUUUUGUACAUCCCUUCUAAGAUGAAUGUGGGAAAAUCUUGGCUUGGGCUACAACAUUAAGCUCUUUACAGUUUCGUUUCCUGGCCCCUCUUACUGGGAUGAUAAUUUUGUCGUUCAAAAUAGUUAUGCAUCAAAGAUGAGAUUUAUGUGCA